UGUUUACUUUCAUAUAGUGAAAAUUCUAAUUAGAAACCAAUAAUAUUAUUUAAAUGUGAUUGAAAUAUGUCCAGAAACUAUCCCUAGUGUCUUUUAAAUAGUAAUUUUGGUUGAUUUAAUUCAGAAACAAUGGAUUUUUCGAAAAUUUGUCGAACUUGUAUGCAAGGUGAUCCGUCUCGUUUACUGAACCCAAUAUUUAUGUCUGAAGACACUCAUGACCGGUUUUCAGCUGUUAUUUACUCGUGUAUAGGAGUCCAGAUUAAAUACAACGACGGUCUACCGCAGAACAUGUGCUCAAUAUGCAUGAACCUGUUCAACACUACGCUGAAAUUCAGGAAACAAUGUAAACAAGUCGAGACAGAACUCCUAAAGAUAAUACCUGCAUCUCAAUCUAACGAUGACAAUACCAACGAUGACCAAUACCCUACCACUACAACGGAAGACCACCGUGAUUGUUACCCAUCAGUAUAUAUUGGUUUAAAAGAUGUAAAAUCUGAGUGUGAUAGUCUGAAUGAUGAUGAUGAUGAUGACGAUCAACCAUUAAAAUAUUUCCAAAAUAAUCAGAAAAAUAUCAAAGAAAAUUCAGACGCUGAUAUCUACUGUAUUAACGAUAACGGAAGCGAUUUAAGCAACAAUGUAUCUAGUACUACCGUUAAACGAAAAGAUAUUAAAACAAAACGUUACCCAGAUAACGAUGGUGACCCAGAAUCUACCACUGUAACGGAACCUCCAUAUGUUUUAACGGAGACUUACAAGAAGACAAGAAGGGUUGUGUGUAAGAUUUGUCAGAAGGAAUUGUCUAUUAGGAGUAUAGAUACUCACAUGGUCCGGAGACACCCUGGGGCUGAUGAGAGGAAACUGAGGUGUGAGCUAUGUGACAGAUAUGUGAUGAAGGAUAAACUGAAUAGGCAUCGGUUGUUGACUCAUGGCGCUGUUGGGGAUUUAUGUGGGUACUGUAAAAAAGAGUUUCCAAGUAAAGAGGUGCUGAUCACUCACGUCGUCACCUGCCCCGCUAGGUACAAGAAGAGAAAGAUGAGCGAAAAUGCUCGCAAGAUAGCAGAAUGCGACAUAUGUAAGAUGAAGAUGCAGCGAGCGAGCUUACAGAAACACAAGGCGGUCAAACAUGCUGGACUCCGGCCUGUAUGCGAGCACUGCGGCAAGAGUUUCGGCAACAAGUUCCGUUUGAACGAGCACUACCGCGCGAAGCACGGCUACGAGAAGUUCAAGUGCAGCUACUGCGACUUCCAGAGCGCCGGCAUCUGCGCCAUGCGGGUGAGUACACUACACAUGACACUAGACAGGUCUCGGAUGCAUAUGGAUGAACUGAUGCUACCAUAUUUUCGCAGAUAUGCACCCCUCUUUCUAUUCACCCCAUUUAACGUACUUAUUUUCCUUCCCCAGUGCUCGCUGUGCCCGGCCACGUUCAAGGCGAACAACAAUUUGCACAUGCACAAACUGACGUGCCACAGCAAGGCCUACUACUCGUGCCUAGUCUGUGCACGCUCCUACAAGUGUAAGUACUACGCAGUGAAACAUGUGAGACUCACACAUAGUCUGUAUGAGCCUCCUAACGUUAUUCGGUUGGUGCCGCAGUGAAUAUUUUAACUAGAAAAUAGCGUUUUUCAAGUAAAUAUUUUAAAGCUAAGCUAAGUUAGGAAAUGCCCCAUCUAUGGGUAAAGCUAAGCUAAGUGGGGCAUUUCCUAAGUGCUCCUAACGUUAUUCGGUUGGUGCCACAGUGAAUAUUGUAGCUAGAAUGUAAGUACUACACUGUGAAGCAUGUGCGGCUCACACAUAGUCUGUAUGAGCCUCCUAACGUUAUUCGGUUGGUGCCGCAAUAAAUAUUUUAACUAGAAAGUAGCAAUUUUAAAGUCAAUAUUUUAAAGCUAAGCUAGAUGAGGCUCUGAUCCGGAGCUGCGGACUACCUAGCGGGUUUACCGGGGCUCCGGCUCGAAAAGCAGUAGGAACGGGGUGGUUUUUAGUCAAUAAGAGUCUGACACUCCCCCUCUCGCCUCGCCCAAGAUGAUAUUGCCCCUAAAAAAUAGCUAGAUGAGGCUGAUAUUUCCUAACUGACGACUUUUUGUAAGCCAAUUUCUACAUUUGGGAGCAAAGAAUGAAAGGGUCAAUAGCGUGUCUU
Messenger RNA from Spodoptera frugiperda (fall armyworm), 2134 nucleotides. RefSeq names its product zinc finger protein 845-like. The coding region runs from base 130 to 1596 and encodes 488 amino acids. The transcript has 6 exons. Gene Ontology annotation, biological process: regulation of transcription by RNA polymerase II. Gene Ontology annotation, cellular component: chromosome; nucleus. Gene Ontology annotation, molecular function: chromatin insulator sequence binding; zinc ion binding. The record is from RefSeq and is a predicted model, not a curated record. Lineage: Eukaryota; Metazoa; Arthropoda; Insecta; Lepidoptera; Noctuidae.